Messenger RNA from Plasmodium relictum, 2385 nucleotides. RefSeq names its product aldehyde reductase, putative. Bases 1 to 2385 code for a protein of 794 amino acids. Gene Ontology annotation, molecular function: oxidoreductase activity. The record is from RefSeq and is a predicted model, not a curated record. Lineage: Eukaryota; Apicomplexa; Aconoidasida; Haemosporida; Plasmodiidae. The transcript has a single exon.
AUGAACUUAAUAUUUUUAUUAUUGUUUUUUUUUUUUAUUGAAGUUAAUUGUAAAAAAUACAAUUUAUUUUCCAUAAGAAAUGAUAUUUAUAUUAGUAAAACAAAAAAAAAAAAGAUAUUAAAAAUAUAUCAAUUAAAAUUUAGAAGAAAAGAAUUUAGCUGUACAAGUAGAAUUCCAAAAAAAUAUAGAAAAAAAAAAAAAAUAAAAUACUUUAUAAAAAAUAAUGUUAUUAAUGAGAAAUAUAGUAACAUAAGAAAAAUUAAAACAGUAAUAUAUACAAAAGAAGAUGAAGAUAAUAAUGAUGUGUAUAAUUUAAUUAAUGAAGAUAAAAAUGAUAAUGAUGAUUAUAAGAAUGACUUAAUAAAUUCCAAUAAAAAAUCUAUUGAUAAAAUAAAGAAAAAUAUAAAAAGAGAGGAUGAAGUAACAUAUAAAUAUGUUGAGGAAAUGGAGUUGAAAAAAGUGAAUAUUAAAGGAGUUGAUAUUGAAUACAGAAUAUAUAAUUUAGAAGAGGGUAUAUAUAUAGUUGACGAAGAAAAUUAUGAAAAAGUAAAAAAGUUAUGGAAUAAUGAUGAAUUAAAAAAAGCAAAAGAAAAUUUCGAAGCAAAUUUUGAUAUAAAAAAUCAAGGCAUUAAAGAUGAUCAAUGGAUAAUGUUUCCAUUAGAUUAUGAUGAAAAUAAAAAUAUAAAAUUAAUAAAAGCUGAUUUUGAUAAUCCUGUAUAUGAUUAUAUAUUAACUUAUUAUGAUAAAGAAAGAGAUUAUUACUGGAAAUAUAAAAGAAGAAAUUAUUAUAAAAUGUUCCGAAACACUGAACAUGAGAUACCACCUUAUAAAUCAGAGUUAGAAAAGGACAAAAGAUUUUAUAGUAAAGAAAUUAUUGUACCUAAAAAAGAAUUAGAUAACAAAAUAUUUAGACAGCCAAUGUUAAGUGAUGUUUUGACUGGUGGUUAUAGUAGAGAGCCUAUUGGUUUUGAGUCGUGGAGAUAUGUAAAAUAUCCUUACGGUAAUUUAAUUGAACAUCAAAAAUAUAGUCAGCUAUAUUGUGUUAAAAAAAAUGGAGACGAUAAACCAAAUAUGAGAUAUUAUUAUUUAGGUAAUAGUAAUUUAGCAGUUUCUGAAAUUUGCUUAGGUACAAUGAAUUUUGGUAAUUAUAUAGAUGAAAAAUUAGCACAUGAAUUAUUUGAUUAUGCAUAUGAAGAAUUUCAAGUAAAUUUUUUCGAUACAGCAGAAAUAUAUCCCUUGCCUGUUAAUGAAAAUUUAUAUGGUUCUUCAGAAGAAAUAUUAGGAAAUUGGUUAAAAUCAAAAGGAAAAGCAAACAGACACAAAUUUAUUUUAAGUACUAAAAUAUGUGGUAGAACUGAUAAAAUUCCAUGGCUUAAAAAAUAUAAGAAAAAAAAAUGGGAAGAACAAAAAGCAGAAGAAAAAAAAAAAAAAAGAGAGGAAACCUCAUUAUCAUCAAGUAAAGAGGAUUAUUAUAAGAACAAUAGCUCAUAUGAUAAAUUAGAGAAGUUAAAAAAAAAAGAAGAAUUAUAUUUAAAAAAAGAUUACGAAAUGAUUAAUAAAAUAGAAGAGAUAGAAAAAUAUAACAAUGAAGAUAAUCUUAUAACUUUAACCAAAGAAAAUAUAAUAUCUAGUGUAGAUGAUAGUUUAAAAAGAUUAAAAACUAACUAUAUUGAUUUAUUACAAUUGCAUUGGCCUGAUAGAUAUUACCCAAAUCAAUCCUCUGCUAAUUUUAGUGAUGUGUUAUUUGACUAUAAUAAAUAUUAUGAUGAUUUUGUUCCCUUUAUAGAACAGUUGCAAGCAUUAGAUGAAUUAAAAAAAAAAGGAAAAAUAAGAGAAUGGGGAUUAAGCAAUGAAACUCCUUUUGGCUUAUUAAAAUUUUAUGAAUUAUGUAAAAAUUUGCAUAUUUCCCCACCUGUAUCUGUUCAAUUAGAAUAUAAUUUAUUAUGCCGAAAUGAUGUAGAAAAAGGCUUUUUAGAAAUUGUUAGACCUCAAAAUACUAACAUAUCUAUUUUAGCAUAUUCUCCAUUAUGUGCUGGUAUAUUAACAGGGAAAUAUUUGGAGUAUACUGAUUAUACAACAAAAGGACGAAUGCAAAAGUUUCCAUCUUAUAUGAAAAGGUUGAGAGGAUCUCUAGCCACAUAUAUUAUUCGAGAGUUAUAUUACCUGAGUCAGAAAUAUUAUUUUCCUAAUUUAACGGUAGCGGCAUUAAAAUGGGUUUACACAAGAUCAUUUAUUACUUCAACCAUUAUUGGUGUUUCUGAUUUUUUACAAUUAAGAGAAAAUUUAUAUUCCUUAACAGACAAAGUAUUAUUCACUGAUAAACUCGAAAGAGAAAUAAAUGCCUUACACUGGAAAUUCAGAGAUCCAAUAAGAAUAAUACAAUAA